Acanthopagrus latus (yellowfin seabream) is the source of this 1518-nucleotide messenger RNA. RefSeq names its product adaptor related protein complex 3 subunit sigma 1 (gene ap3s1). NCBI's taxonomy places the organism in Eukaryota, Metazoa, Chordata, Actinopteri, Spariformes, Sparidae. Gene Ontology annotation, cellular component: intracellular membrane-bounded organelle; membrane coat; AP-3 adaptor complex. Gene Ontology annotation, biological process: intracellular protein transport; Golgi to vacuole transport. The transcript has 6 exons. The record is from RefSeq and is a predicted model, not a curated record. The coding region runs from base 242 to 823 and encodes 193 amino acids.
GGCUGCCGUAGCGACAGGAGGGAGGCGAGUGACUGGUCCUUUGACGUGGAAUAUUUCCGUAAAGAGACGAUGGAGGAGUAGCAGCGUGUACCUGAAAGCUAUCCCGUAUUAACCUUACCACCGAGACGGGGUUUAGCCGUGAAUCCCGGACGGAUCUGGGUCCACGGGAGUCGACGGACAGCAGUCUUUCGCAGACUGAUCCCCGUUUUGUUCCCCCGCCUCCCUCCGUUCAGCUACAAUCAUGAUUAAAGCCAUUUUAAUAUUCAACAACCAUGGGAAACCGAGGCUGUCUAAAUUCUACGAGCAUUAUAAUGAAGACACGGAGCAACAGAUCAUCAGGGAAACCUUCCACUUGGUCUCAAAAAGAGACGAAAACGUCUGUAAUUUCCUCGAAGGUGGAAUGUUGAUUGGAGGAUCAGACUACAAGCUGAUCUACAGACACUACGCCACACUGUACUUUGUGUUUUGUGUGGACUCCUCAGAAAGUGAACUAGGAAUUUUAGACUUAAUCCAGGUAUUUGUGGAAACCCUGGACAAAUGCUUUGAGAAUGUCUGUGAGCUCGACUUAAUUUUCCAUGUAGACAAGGUCCACAACAUUCUGGCGGAGAUGGUGAUGGGCGGCAUGGUCCUAGAGACCAACAUGAACGAAAUCAUCACGCAGGUGGAUGCCCAGAACAAGAUGGAGAAGUCUGAGGCCGGUAUUGCAGGAGCACCUGCUCGUGCCGUAUCAGCUGUAAAGAACAUGAACCUCCCGGAAAUGCCCAGAAACAUCAACAUUGGUGACAUCAGCAUAAAAGUGCCAAAUUUACCCUCCUUCAAAUAGUGGCAGCGAGAUCCUGAGCCUGCAGAUGUCAGCCAAUGUUUACCGUGAUGCAAUCUGUUUACCAAAACCUCAAAUUACUAACUUUUAUCAAAACUAUACAUCUUGAAGGUACUGUGUGAUUUGACACUCCUUGUUCUGGCUGUUAUGUCUUUGUUUUUCCUAUUAAAAAAAGAGUGUUUUAUGUGUUUUUUUUUUUUUUUUUUAAUCUGUUGGAAGGAAAAAUUUAAGUAUUUAUUUAUCAGUGGUACAUUCCUUCUGCCUCGCUGGGGGUUGGCCCUUGACGUUUAGCUGCUACAGUACUGAUCUGUGUCAGUUUGUAACUGAAAUUAUUUCACUGACAAGUGUUUACUUUAAAGAGAAAGUGUGGUGGGUGGUGACAUUUCGGGAAAGACUUCAACUAGUGGAGGAAAGAGCAUGAAACCAUUUCAAAUACCAAAUUGGAACAGGUCUGCUACAGUAUUGGAAGUCAUACAUUACAGCUCGCUGGUAAAAUCAGUCAACAAUAUUAUUAUAUUGCAGAUAUGCUGUGUGAUAGAAAUAUGAAUAUAUGCUGAAAUGAUUUUUUUUCUUUUCUUAUUUGUAUGCAAAAUAUUUUUAAAUGAUUUAUCAUGUCUUAUCAAAUAUUUCUCUUAAUUUUAAUCUGUGCAUGAACUUUUUUCUCUUCUUUUUCAACAUAAUAAACUGUCGAAAUUCAA